AUGGCAGCAAUGAAUAGUGAUUUUCGCAACGCUGACGACCUUGGUCUCCCAGAACCAUUUGCCUCGAUCCCACGCUAUCCACUCACCCUGGGUCCGUCCCCCAUCCAUGCCCUUCCCAAUAUCUCCGCUGCCUUGGGAGGGAAGGUGACCAUCUACGCCAAGCGCGAAGACCUCAACUCCGCUCUCGCCUUCGGGGGCAAUAAAACCCGCAAACUCGAGUACCUCGUCCCGGACGCCCUGGCCCAGAACUGCGACACUUUGGUCUCCAUUGGCGGAUACCAGUCCAAUCACACCCGUCAAGUUGCUGCCGUGGCGGCCAAACUGGGUCUCAAGUGUAAAGUCGUGCAGGAGAAGUGGGUUGACCACGACGAUGCGGGCUACGACAAGGUCGGAAACAUCCAGUUGUCGAGGUUGAUGAGCGCAGAUGUGAGGCUCGAUCAGUCUGGGUUCGGGAUCCAGCACAAACAGACCCUCAAGAAAUUGGAAGAGGAGGUCCUUGCCCGAGGAGGGAAGCCAUAUUACAUCCCCGCCGGCGCCUCAGACCACCCUCUAGGCGGCCUGGGCUUUGCUCGCUGGGCCUUCGAAGUCCAUGCCCAAGAACGGCAACUCAACGUCUUCUUCGACACCAUCAUCGUCUGCGCCGUCACGGGCAGCACGCUCGCCGGCAUCAUCGCCGGCUUCAAGCUCCUCGAGCGCACGCACCCAGCACCAGCACCAGCCUCACCCGGCGGCAAGAAGCGCAACAUCAUCGGCAUAGACGCCAGCGCCAAGCCCAAAGACACCUUUGAUCAAGUCCUCCGCAUUGCACGCCAGACGGCGGCCAAGAUCGGGCUCGACGAAUCCGACGUCUCCGAAAGCGACGUCGUGCUGGACGCGAGAUACCACGCCGGCACGUACGGGCUGGCGGACGAGGCGACGCUCGCAGCCAUCCGAUUCGGCGCGACGACCGAGGCCUUCAUCACCGACCCGGUGUACGAAGGCAAGAGUCUCGCGGGACUCAUUGAUCUGGUCAAGAGGGGCGAGAUCAACGAGGGCAGUAACGUCCUGUACGCCCACCUGGGCGGACAGAUGGCCUUGAAUGCAUACUCGGAGAUCCAGUGA
Molecule: messenger RNA, 1101 nt
Organism: Cladophialophora carrionii CBS 160.54
Lineage: Eukaryota; Fungi; Ascomycota; Eurotiomycetes; Chaetothyriales; Herpotrichiellaceae
Product: 1-aminocyclopropane-1-carboxylate deaminase
Exons: 2
Coding region: 1-1101 (366 amino acids)
Biological process (GO): amine catabolic process
Molecular function (GO): pyridoxal phosphate binding; D-cysteine desulfhydrase activity; 1-aminocyclopropane-1-carboxylate deaminase activity
Source: RefSeq, a predicted model, not a curated record